This is a messenger RNA of Nannospalax galili (Upper Galilee mountains blind mole rat), 1918 nucleotides long. RefSeq names its product solute carrier family 35 member B2 (gene Slc35b2). Gene Ontology annotation, molecular function: 3'-phosphoadenosine 5'-phosphosulfate transmembrane transporter activity. NCBI's taxonomy places the organism in Eukaryota, Metazoa, Chordata, Mammalia, Rodentia, Spalacidae. The record is from RefSeq and is a predicted model, not a curated record. Gene Ontology annotation, cellular component: endoplasmic reticulum membrane; Golgi membrane. Bases 143 to 1441 code for a protein of 432 amino acids. The transcript has 4 exons. Gene Ontology annotation, biological process: transmembrane transport.
CGGAGGGAGGCGGGAAGAGCGCGGCACUUCCGCUGGCCGCUGGCUCGCUGGCUGCUGGAGCGGGCGGAGGUGGGAGCGGAGGGAGUGCGCGGCCCGGGGACUCGCAUUCCCCGGUCCCCCCUCCGCCCCACGCGGCACGACCAUGGACACCAGAUGGUGGGCAGUGGUGGUGCUCGCCGCGCUCCCCUCCCUGGGGGCAGGUGGGGAGUCACCCGAAGCCCCUCCGCAGUCUUGGACACAGCUGUGGUUCUUCCGCUUUUUGGUGAAUGCUGCUGGCUAUGCCAGCUUUAUGGUACCUGGCUACCUUCUGGUGCAGUACUUAAGACGGAAGAACUACCUGGAAACAGGCAGGGGUCUUUGCUUCCCCUUGGUUAAAGCCUGUGUCUUUGGCAAUGAGCCCAAGGCUUCAGAUGAGGUGACCCUGACUCCCCGGACAGAAACAGCAGAGACCAGCCCCUCUUGGCAAGCCCUGAAGCUGGUCUUCUGUGCCUCGGGGCUCCAGGUAUCCUAUCUGACUUGGGGUGUACUGCAGGAAAGAGUGAUGACCCGCAGCUAUGGGGCCACAGCCACAUCACCUGGUGAGCGCUUCACAGACUCCCAGUUCCUGGUGCUAAUGAACCGUGUGCUGGCACUGCUCGUGGCUGGCCUCUACUGUGUCCUCUGCAAGCAACCUCGACAUGGGGCACCCAUGUACCGGUACUCCUUUGCCAGUCUGUCAAAUGUGCUCAGCAGCUGGUGCCAAUAUGAAGCACUCAAGUUUGUCAGCUUCCCCACCCAGGUGCUGGCCAAGGCCUCCAAGGUAAUUCCUGUCAUGCUGAUGGGCAAGCUGGUGUCUCGACGCAGCUACGAGCACUGGGAAUACCUGACUGCUGGCCUCAUCUCCAUUGGGGUCAGCAUGUUUCUGCUGUCUAGUGGACCAGAGCCCCGCAGCUCCCCAGCCACCACACUGUCCGGCCUCCUUUUACUGGCAGGCUACAUCGCAUUUGACAGCUUCACCUCGAACUGGCAGGAUGCUCUGUUUGCUUAUAAGAUGUCAUCUGUGCAGAUGAUGUUUGGGGUCAAUUUAUUCUCCUGCCUCUUCACAGUAGGCUCACUACUGGAGCAGGGAGCCUUACUGGAGGGGACCCGCUUCAUGGGACGACACAGCGAGUUUGCUGCCCAUGCCCUCCUCCUCUCCAUCUGCUCUGCCUGUGGCCAGCUCUUCAUUUUCUAUACCAUUGGGCAAUUUGGGGCUGCUGUCUUCACCAUCAUCAUGACUCUCCGUCAGGCCAUUGCCAUCCUCCUCUCCUGCCUCCUCUACGGUCACACUGUCACUGUGGUGGGAGGACUGGGAGUGGCUGUGGUCUUUGCUGCCCUCCUGCUCAGAGUCUAUGCUCGGGGCCGCCUCAAGCAGCGGGGCAAGAAGGCUGUGCCCACUGAGCCCCCUGUGCAGAAGGUAUGAGGUGUGGCCUUUGUAGCUUCUCAGAGGCUCCAGUUCAGAGGGCAAAAAGUGCUAUUUCCUCAGUAUCACUGACCAACCCUACAGUGGGGCUUGGAGGCAGCCCUACCUUUUGCCUUAAGAGCCCCACUCCUCCAAUAGGCUGGUUCUUUUGCACCCCAGGAUGGAGGUGACACUAGGGAGGCAGCGGUACUUCACACACUUGACAUGGUGGUACUGCCACCGACACCUCACCUGUGUCCCCUUACCCUGAAUUCACCCUCAAGACUAUCAGGUAACUGCAGUCUUGGGGAAGAGAAGCACAGUGUUCAUAAAGUCCCCAUGCUGGUUCCCGGGGCUAGUGGUGAUCUGUGCCAAGACAACACACCACAAUUUCCAAGGGCCUAGGCUCUGUCCCAAGAGCCACUUGCAGGUUUUGAUACUUUGGAAAUGCCACCUUUUGCUUUUAUUAAAACUGCUGCAGUGGACUUGGCCCUGUGU